Molecule: messenger RNA, 939 nt
Organism: Rhinolophus ferrumequinum (greater horseshoe bat)
Lineage: Eukaryota; Metazoa; Chordata; Mammalia; Chiroptera; Rhinolophidae
Product: olfactory receptor 5B3
Exons: 1
Coding region: 1-939 (312 amino acids)
Biological process (GO): sensory perception of smell; G protein-coupled receptor signaling pathway
Cellular component (GO): membrane
Molecular function (GO): odorant binding; olfactory receptor activity; G protein-coupled receptor activity
Source: RefSeq, a predicted model, not a curated record
AUGAAGAAUAGUACUGAAGUGACACAGUUUAUAUUCCUAGGAUUAACCAAUGACCCAGAACUGCAGGUCCCUCUCUUUGUAAUAUUUACCCUCAUCUACCUCAUCACUCUGAUUGGGAAUUUGGGGAUGAUCAUGUUGAUUCUCUUGGACUCUCGUCUCCACACUCCCAUGUACUUUUUCCUCAGUAACCUGUCUCUGGUGGACUUCGGUUACUCCUCAGCUGUCACUCCCAAAGUCAUGGCUGGGUUCCUUAUAAAAGACAAGGUCAUCUCCUACAAUGCAUGUGCUGCUCAGAUGUUCUUUUUUGUAGCCUUCGCCACUGUGGAAAGUUACCUCUUGGCCUCAAUGGCCUAUGACCGCUUUGCAGCAGUGUGCAAACCCCUACAUUAUACCACCACUAUGACGACAAGUAUGUGCGCACGUCUGGUCAUAGGCUCCUAUGUCUGUGGUUUCCUGAAUGCCUCCAUCCACACCGGGGACACUUUCACUCUCUCUUUCUGUGACUCCAAUCUGGUACAUCACUAUUUCUGUGAUAUUCCAGCAGUCAUGGUUCUGUCUUGCUCUGAUAGACACGUUAGUGAGCUGGUUCUUAUUUAUGUAGUGAGCUUCAAUGUCUUUUUUGCUCUUCUGGUUAUCUUGAUAUCCUACACAUUUAUAUUUAUCACCGUCCUAAAGAUGCACUCAUCUGCAGGAUAUCAGAAGGCUCUAUCCACCUGUGCCUCCCACCUCACUGCAGUCUCCAUCUUCUAUGGGACAAUCAUCUUCGUGUACUUACAGCCCAGCUCCAGCCAUUCCAUGGUCACAGACAAAACGGCCUCCGUGUUCUACACCAUGAUCAUCCCCAUGUUGAACCCUGUGGUCUACAGUCUGAGGAACAAAGAGGUCAAGAAGGCUCUCAUGAAGGUUGUUUUGGAGGCAAAAUUAUCUCUAGGAUUGUGA